Molecule: messenger RNA, 2673 nt
Organism: Cynoglossus semilaevis (tongue sole)
Lineage: Eukaryota; Metazoa; Chordata; Actinopteri; Pleuronectiformes; Cynoglossidae
Gene: slc14a2
Product: solute carrier family 14 member 2
Exons: 10
Coding region: 173-1663 (496 amino acids)
Biological process (GO): urea transmembrane transport
Cellular component (GO): membrane
Molecular function (GO): urea transmembrane transporter activity
Source: RefSeq, a predicted model, not a curated record
ACAGACUGAGAGACAGACUGAGAGAGAGAGAGAUAGAGAGCAGGAUGGGAGGACAGUUAGAGGUAGGUGGGGUUAUCUCAGUGGUGUUCUGUAUAAAAGUGUCUGCAGGGCUGGAGGGAGACUGGGCUUUGGAAGGAAGACAACCGUAAAGCGUUGGUCUAUUCUGGGACAUAUGCCUGGAUUACACUCUACACAGGAUAUUCAGAAGAAUAUCAACUGCUCUUCCUCCUCUUCACCAGUCACCAGCUCUUCAGAUCUCACCUUCGCUGAACUCCAGCCACUGAUGAUGCAACCACUUCCUUUAUCUGAGACUCAAGACAACAAAAAUGAACCUGCAGGACCCACAACCAUGCAGAGGGCCAGGGCACGGUUCAGAAGGGGAGUCUUGUAUUUCGCUGGAGACAUGCCAGUGUUUGGAAAAUGGAUGGAAAAACAGUUCAUCUUGUUCCAGCUCCUGGACUGGGUUCUGCGUGGAGCAGCCCAGGUCAUGUUUGUCAACAACCCCCUGAGUGGCCUCAUCAUAUUUGCAGGCCUUAUACUACAGAACUACUGGUGGGCCCUUAACGGCUUCGUGGGAACACUCUUUGCCACCUUAUCUGCUCUGAUUCUGCAACAAAACAGGGGUGCAAUUGCUGCAGGGCUGUAUGGAUACAAUGGUAUCUUAGUGGGUCUGUUAAUGGCUGUUUUCUCAAAUGCUGGGGACUGGUACUGGUGGCUUCUGCUGCCCAACAUCUUCAUGUCCAUGAUGUGCCCCAUCUUGUCAAGUGCAAUCGCGUCUAUUAACAGUCGGUGGGAUCUUCCAGUGUUCACUCUGCCCUUCAACAUCCUGGUUUGCCUUCACAUGGUCGCCACUGGCCACUACAACCAUCACUUCCCUCAGGUCCUUAUUCAGCCUCGCUCAGAGCUGCCAAACAUCACCUGGGAUGAUAUCAAUCUACCCAAGCUGUUCAUGUCAGUGCCUGUAGGAAUAGGUCAAGUCUACGGCUGUGACAAUCCCUGGACUGGAGGAAUCUUCAUCAUUGCACUCUUCAUCUCUUCACCCAUCACAUGUGCUCAUGCUGUUCUGGGGUCUGCAGUCGGCAUGGUUUCAGGUCUGGCUCUGGCAGCUCCUUUUGAAAACAUAUACUUCGGCCUCUGGGGGUACAACUGUGUGUUAGCCUGCAUCGCUAUAGGAGGAAUGUUUUAUGCGCUGACCUGGCAGGUGCACCUGCUUGCCUUGACGUGUGCUUUCUUUUGCGCAUACCUGGGCUCAGCCAUUGCCAACAUAAUGGCAACAUUUGGUCUGCCGGCCUGUACCUGGCCUUUCUGUCUUUCUGCCCUGACGUUCCUCCACCUAACAACAGAGACCAACAAGAUCUUCAAGCUCCCACUGGCCAAAGUCACCUACCCUGAGAAAAACCUGGGCUUCUUCUGGAAGAUGAAGAAAGAAGAGAAGAGGGAAAAGGCCAAAGAGGAGCAGAAAAAGAGGGAGGAAGAACUAGUGCUCAAUGAGAAGGAACAGUUGAGACUUGAGCUUGAAAGAGCAGAGGAAGGAAGAGCUGAGCUGGAGGCAGUAGAGGGUAAAAAUGAUGAAAUAUCUGAGAGUACUGAAAAAGAAGCAGAGGAAGAAGAAAACCAUGGACCAACGGGCAUAAUGGACAUCUCCAUCGCUGAAUCUGUCUAACACUUUGUGCACUACAGUCUUAUCGUUGAACUACUCCUCAAUCAAUGUGUAUUUUGUAUCAACAUGUCCAUGUUUGACACACUUUUUGUAUUAAUACAUAUUUUUCCAAUAAUUAACUUUGUGUGACAUUACUCCGUCAGAAUUAGGGGCAACAAGAGAAAAGAAAAGAAAAGAAAAUACAGCUGGUAAUUUAACUUGGACACAUGUAUGGGCAAACUAGUUAAACAAACAAGAUGCUAACGAACAACCAGACACACGUACACACAUACAACGUCUGUUCGUCUGCUGAAAAGAGAGAUUGCGCAGAUCCUUCCAAAAUGUACAAGUUCAAUCAACAUCCAACCAAAAAAUACUGGACCGGGAUCGUGCUCGGAAGACGCUAGAAGACAUCUUCACUGUUAUGCUUCAAAAGUCUUAUCAAUGUCGAAAAGUUGCAUUCGCUGAACAUCUGUCUCCCAGCGUUCUUCGUGGGCUGCUUUUCCAAUCAUUAGUUCUGGAAUCGGAAUCGGAACCGGCGCACAUCGUCGUUUCCUCAGAAAUGUUUUUUCCGUGGUCUUGUGAAUCUGAUGUCGCACACUCUGAUUCUAUUGGAUCAAACUUUUAAAAGUAAAAAGACUGUAUGGUUUUCUUCAUGGUAUUGUUUUUUUAUGGUUUUCUUUCAACGAUUAUGAUAAAACUAUAUGUGGGGAAUACAUAUCCACAAAGAAGCUGCAUAGACAUAUAAAUGAACAGUAAAUGAAAAGAAACCUCUGUGGCUUCGUCAGUUAACGCAAAUAAGCUUGGCUAAAGGCUCUCCAAGUAUUUUCUUCUGCAGUCUAAGCCUGGAUUUAAAGGGAAUUGUAUGUUUCUAUAGCUUUUUAUGUCAUAAUUUUUGUUUUGUUUUUUGUUUUUUGUUAAUCCUCUCUUACAAUCGCGCAAUGGUUAUUAAUGUGAUGUUUCUAAUGAAUGAAGUGUUGGCUGUAUUUUCUUACAAAGAUAAAGGUGUCUUUAAAUGCUCACAAUAAAAUUAG